AUUGCGUGUCAUAAUAAUGGUGUCAUGCUGACAAAAUUAUUGAAUGUGUUUUACAAUAAAACACAUUAUGUUAUUUUUAAUUAUAGAAUAAUAUAAUUUUAAUAAUCUAAAUAAUACAAAAUGCCUUACGUCGCAAAAGAUGGGACAGUUCACAAUAGUCGCCCAUGGAAUUUAGAAAGAUUCGUGGAAAUAUUUUGGGCAUUUAUUGCUUUUAUUCAAUUAUUCUUCAAAACUUUAACUGAUCCAGUUUUAAGUGGUUUCGCUGAUUUUAACAAUCGUCGUAAUGGUCCCGGAGGUGGACCUGGAGGAGGAGGAGGUGGAUGGGGUGGAGGUCGAGGGGGACCAGGUGGUGGAGGUCGUGGAGGGCCUCAGAGAAGAAUUGGACGAAUUGCAACCAUUUCAGAUUGCCAAACUCCUAUGGCUGGUGGUGGGUGAGCUCGUUAAACCCUUUAUAUAAUGGUUAACACUAUUAUUAAAGGGCGUAAAACAAACUGCUUCAUUUACGUUAUACAAAUUCAAAAUUUUUGAUUCUUUACGAUAAAUAAUUAUAAUAAUAAUUUAAAUUCAAUUUCGAUGUACAUUUUUGUGUAACACUAUGACGUAAUUAAUGUUUUUAGUGUGACGUUUAAUUCAUAAACCAUUACAGGGUGGAAUUAAAUCGAUUUUAAAACUUUUUUAAUUACGUUUUAGAAAUG
Messenger RNA from Chrysoperla carnea, 695 nucleotides. Its product is annotated as glycine-rich selenoprotein-like. The transcript is spliced from 4 exons. Lineage: Eukaryota; Metazoa; Arthropoda; Insecta; Neuroptera; Chrysopidae. The record is from RefSeq and is a predicted model, not a curated record. The coding region runs from base 121 to 435 and encodes 104 amino acids. Gene Ontology annotation, cellular component: Golgi apparatus; endoplasmic reticulum membrane. Gene Ontology annotation, biological process: endoplasmic reticulum calcium ion homeostasis; calcium ion transport.